AUUUAAAUGCAUCAUCCACGGUUUUCUUAAGUGAGGGUGCUGUUCCUGUUGCAAUAUUUGAAACUGAUGCUGAAAUAAUGAAGCAUUAUGUGCGGAGAUGGUGCAAGAUUUCAUCAGAUGUGGGCAUUCGAUCCAUUAUUGACUGGUCUUAUUACAAGCAAAGGCUUAGUUCAGCAAUUCAGAAAGUUAUUAGCAUUCCUGCAGCAAUGCAAAAGGGAUGAAUUUCUGAAAAAGAAUAGUGAUGCUGCUGGCGCCAAUGGUGUGAUGAAUGAAGAAAUUGUUAAAGACUUGGAGGACUUUGGAAACAAAAGCAGAAAAUCUGUAACUGGACCUAGGAUACCUGCAGACUGGGAGGAUAGGGAAUAUAUUGAUGAUCCUAGUGAGGUUAAACCUGAGGGAUAUGAUUCAAUUCCAAAAGAAAUUCCAGACCCAAAAGCUAAAGAGCCUGAUAACUGGGAUGAUGAAGAGAAUGGUGCGUGGAAACCCCCAAAGGUACCUAAUCCAGCGUAUAAAGGACCAUGGAAGCCCAAAAAAUUAAGAACCUUGGAUUAUAAAGGAAAGACUCCUUGGAUUGAUAAUCCAGAGUUUGAAGAUGACCCUAAUGUUUAUGGGCUUAAGCCAAUUAAGCAUGUAGGAAUUGAGGUUUGGCAGGUAAAGGGUGGGUCAGUUUACGACAAUGUUUUGAUCUGUGAUGACCCAGAUUAUGCAACACAAGUUGUGGAAGAAGUAUUUGCAAACAGGGAGAUUGAAAAAGAGGCCUUUGAGGAAGCAGAGAAAGUGAGAAAAGCACGAGAGGAAGAGGAAGCUCAAAGAGCAAGAGAAGAAGGUGAAAGGAGGAGAAGAGAGCGGGGUUCUGAUCGACGGUACAGGGAUAGAUAUAAGGACAGAUACAGAAGGGACCGUCGUGAUUACAUGGAUGAUUACCAUAAAUUUGUACUGAACAAACGUGAAAUGGAGUUGUUGAAGUUAGAAAACAAGGUUAGGUUUAUCCUUGCAGUUGUGAAGGGAGAGAUCAUUGUAAGUAAUAGGAAGUGAGCUGAUCUGUUUGUUGAGCUGCAAACAAAAGGUUUCACUCCUUUUCCAAAGAAAACUAAAGCUGUUGAGCCAGAAGUUGCUGGUGCAACUGAUGAUACAGAAGAAACAGAAGUGAAAUCUCCUGCUGACAGCAGUAGUAAUGGGGUACAGAUAAGUGAUUAUGAGUAUCUACUGGCCAUGGCAAUUGGAAGCUUGACCAUUGAGAAGGUUCAGGAGUUAUGCGCUGAAAGGGAUAAGGUCAAUAAGGAGGUUGAUGAUUUGAGAAAGGAAACUCCAAAGUCCUUUUGGAGGACAGAUCUUGAUGCUUUGGAGGGGCAACUCGAUGAGCUAGAGAGAAGUGAUGUGAGUCAGAGGAGUUAAGAAAGAAAAUGAGAGGCAAAGCAAGGGGUGAAGCUGCUAUGAAGUCUGCUAGACAAGCACCCAAGAACCCACGCAAGAACAAUAAUAAGAAGGCAAAUAAUGCAGAAUCUGUUGCAGAAGCUGUCUCGUCAUCUGUGGCUGCAAUGGAAAUUGAGAAAGCUCCUGAGGCAG
Messenger RNA from Quercus lobata, 1566 nucleotides. Its product is annotated as calreticulin-3-like. Gene Ontology annotation, cellular component: endoplasmic reticulum membrane; endoplasmic reticulum. The transcript has 15 exons. The record is from RefSeq and is a predicted model, not a curated record. Gene Ontology annotation, biological process: protein folding; ERAD pathway. Gene Ontology annotation, molecular function: DNA topoisomerase type II (double strand cut, ATP-hydrolyzing) activity; calcium ion binding; DNA binding. The coding region runs from base 88 to 1035 and encodes 315 amino acids. NCBI's taxonomy places the organism in Eukaryota, Viridiplantae, Streptophyta, Magnoliopsida, Fagales, Fagaceae.